AAGUUGCAGAGUUUGAAAACUAAUUUUGUAGGGACAAUCAUGUGCAACUGUUUACUCUCCCCCCGUUCAUAUUCUGUAGUUGACUUCAUUUGAUUUAUAGUUUACUUCAUUUUAUUUUUUGAAGUUUACUCCUAUCACCAUCUCAUUUCUGUUUCUCCCUUUAAGCCAACCAAUUGAGUCCUCCUCCUCUUAUCAUUUUUCAUUCUCAGACAGCUGCCUGAAUCUCUUUGUCUACCAAUCUUCAACUUCUUCAAGCCGUGUUAUUUCCUUGUCUUCUUGUCGCUUCUCUCAUUGCCUUUUUUCUAGCAAACUUUGGGGAAGGGUAGGGCCUAUGGCCAACCCUUCCCCAGGCCCUACCCUUCCCGUUGUGAGAGCGUUGAGAGAGAUAGCGAAGACGUUGGGGAAGACAGACUGGGAUUUCAGAAUAGAUCCAUGCAGUGGACAGUCAGGAUGGGCUACACCAAAUGCAACGAAAGGUUUUGAGAAUGCUGUUAACUGUUCCAACGACACCAUCCCUCAUGUUGUUAGCAUAGAGCUUAAAGCACAGAGUCUCCAGGGCACUCUCCCACCAGAGUUGGUCAGGCUCCCUUACCUUCAAGUAAUUGACCUUAGUCGCAACUACCUCAGUGGUACCAUCCCUCCAGAAUGGGGUUCCAUGAAGCUUCUCAACAUCUCUCUUCUUGGAAAUCGCUUAACGGGUCCGAUCCCCAAAGAGAUAGGAAACAUAAGCACUCUUAUCGAAUUGAAUGUUGAGAUUAAUCAACUGUCAGGAGCUUUGCCGUCGGAGCUUGGGAACCUAACUAGCAUUGAGAGACUUCUUCUUGCCUCCAACAACUUUACUGGAGAAUUGCCUGCAACAUUUUCUAGGCUAACUUCAUUGAAGGACUUUCGGAUUGGUGACAAUCGCUUCACGGGAAAGAUACCAAGUCUCAUUCAGAAUUGGACAGAGCUUAACAAAUUAGUUAUUCAGGCAAGCGGCUUCAUGGGGCCAAUUCCUUCUAGCAUAAGUGCUUUAGAAAAGCUAACUGACUUGAGAAUUAGUGAUUUAAGUGGAAGUGAUCAAGCAACCUUUCCAAAACUUAGUAGGAAGCUGAAUAUGAGCAGGCUGAUACUGAGGAAUUGCAAUAUCUUCGGAAAGUUACCUGAUUAUUUGGGGCAAAUGACAUCUUUGAAGUUUUUAGAUCUUAGCUUCAACAAACUCAGUGGAGAAAUACCAAGCAGCUAUUAUGGUCUUGUGGACAUUGAUUUCAUGUAUUUAACUGGAAAUUUGCUUUCUGGAACAAUUCCUCCUUGGAUACUGGAAAAAGGAGACAAUAUUGAUCUUUCAUAUAACAACUUCAACUUCACAGCUGGAAGCCCAGGGGCAACAAGUUGUCAACAAAAGAGUGUGAAUUUGUUUGCAAGCUCAUCAGGGGCCACUAAUUCUAUCAGAGGUGACAUUUCAUGCUUGGGAAGCGUCUCUAAAUGUCAAAAAAAAAGGUAUUCUCUCUAUAUUAAUUGUGGUGGAAGAGAAGUAACUGUCAAGGGAACCAAAUAUGAAGAUGAUAGAGAUGAAGCAGGACCUUCGAAAUUUGUUGAAGGAAGCAGCAAUUGGGCAAUCAGCAACACUGGUAACUUCUUGGAUGAUGACAAAAAUCCAGACAAUUUUAUCGCUACAAGCAAAUCUAAACUUUCUGUGAAAGAUUCAGAGCUGUACAUGAAUGCACACCUUUCGGCUAUCUCUUUAACUUAUUAUGGAUUUUGUAUGGAGGAUGGAAACUACACAGUAAAUCUCCAUUUUGCCGAGAUAAUGUUCACUGAUGAUAAGACAUACAGCAGCUUGGGGAGGCGCAUAUUUGAUAUUUACAUUCAGGGAAAGCUGGUCAAAGAGGAUUUCAACAUUGCGGCUGAAGCUGGUGGGGUUGGCAAGGCCAUCAUAAAACCAUUUCCUGCAGUUGUGAUCAAUGGUACCUUGGAGAUUCGUUUAUAUUGGGCUGGAAAAGGAACAACGGCCAUUCCUGAUAGAGGAGUUUAUGGUCCUCUUAUAUCAGCUAUAUCUGUGAAUCCUAAUUUUACACCUCCUUCUGAGGGCGGUACUAGUCUAUCUAUAGGAAUGGUGGUUGGAAUUGUGGUUGGAGCAACAUCUACUAUUUUUCUUAUCAUCGGUAUCCUUAGGUGGAAAUGCUACAGAAGACAGAAAAACACAUUAGAACAAGAUCUAAAAGGUAUGAACUUGCAAACUGGUUCUUUUACUUUAAGGCAGCUAAAAGCCGCCACCAACAACUUUGAUCCUGCUAAUAAGAUUGGAGAAGGUGGUUUUGGUCCUGUCUACAAGGGUCAUUUGAUGGAUGGUAAAGUUAUUGCUGUCAAGCAGCUAUCUUCUAAAUCAAAACAAGGAAAUCGUGAGUUUGUGAAUGAAAUUGGUAUGAUCUCUGCUUUGCAACAUCCUCAUCUAGUAAAGCUAUAUGGAUGUUGUAUUGAAGGAAAUCAACUCUUGCUAAUAUACGAGUACAUGGAGAACAACAGCCUUGCUCGUGCAUUGUUUGGCCCAGAAGAAUGCCAGAUGAUAUUAGAUUGGCCAACAAGACAAAAGAUUUGCAUUGGUAUAGCAAGAGGUUUGACUUAUCUCCAUGAAGAAUCAAGGUUGAAGAUUGUGCACCGAGAUAUCAAAGCUACCAAUGUAUUGCUUGAUAAGGAUCUAAAUCCUAAAAUUUCUGACUUUGGUCUGGCUAAGCUUGAUGAAGAGGAUAAUACCCAUAUCAGUACCCGAGUUGCUGGAACUUUUGGCUAUAUGGCUCCCGAAUAUGCAAUGCGGGGAUACUUAACUGACAAAGUAGAUGUUUAUAGUUUUGGAAUUGUGGCCUUGGAAAUUGUUAGUGGAAGGAGUAACACAAGUUCUCGGACAAAGGAAGAUAGUUUCUAUCUUCUUGAUUGGGCUCUUCUUCUGAAGGAGAAAGGAAGCUUAUUUGAGUUAGUUGACCCAAGACUGGGAUCUGACUAUAACAAAACGGAGGUAAUGAAAAUGAUAAAUGUGGCACUAUCAUGCACUAACCCUGCUCCAGCUGCUAGGCCAACCAUGUCUUCCGUGGUGAGCAUGCUUGAAGGGAAGGUUGCUGUCGUGGGGUUGGGUUUGGAUUCUAGCAUGUCUAUUGAAUCGAUGAGGAAGUUCUAUCAGAAUCUUGAAGAAGGAAAUAUUCAUGAGAAAAAGUCACACAGUAUGUCAAUGGAAUCUUUGCCAUUUAUCUCCUCUUCAUCAUCUGUAGCUGACCUCUAUCCACCCCGCUUGAACUCAUCUUAUUGGCAAAAGAGAGACUAAAAAGGAAAAACUCUGCAAAUCAUCUUGAUUUUGGCCACGAGAACAUUUCUUAAUUGGAAAUUCUAUAGUUCUUAUUAUAAUUUUUCUUUUUGCAAUUAGACUGUAAGAGCCUCUAGAACAAAUAUUUGUUAAAGCAAGUUUGUGUUUUAAAUUUUGGAUCACUAUUGUAAUAGUUUUUACCUGUUAAAGAAAUUUGUAUUUUUAAU
This is a messenger RNA of Rubroshorea leprosula, 3501 nucleotides long. NCBI's taxonomy places the organism in Eukaryota, Viridiplantae, Streptophyta, Magnoliopsida, Malvales, Dipterocarpaceae. The record is from the annotation of a GenBank genome assembly.